Biomphalaria glabrata is the source of this 3006-nucleotide messenger RNA. RefSeq lists its product as uncharacterized. The record is from RefSeq and is a predicted model, not a curated record. The coding region runs from base 168 to 2012 and encodes 614 amino acids. Gene Ontology annotation, molecular function: protein binding. NCBI's taxonomy places the organism in Eukaryota, Metazoa, Mollusca, Gastropoda, Planorbidae. The transcript is spliced from 2 exons.
UCUGACUGUGUAACACCCAAUGUCAAUCAUUCGGUGCUUUGGCGGCCUGUUGGUAACACCGUGUCAAGCCUUCCACUGAAAACAAGUUGGAAAUAUCUUCAGCUUGAAACUGAAGCUCAAAGCAGUCCUGAACAGCAUUCAAGUUAAGCACCAUUUCAAAUUUCAAAAUGGAACCGAAAAAUGUCUUGCCAAGAAAUCCACGUCAAUUCAUUGGACUUCAUUCGUCAAAUGUAGAAAAUAUUCGUAUCAUUAUUGGUUCAGAAACUUUUUCAAGCAACCAAUAUAUUCUUCGAUCCUGCUCCAAAUAUUUUCAAUCCUUGCUGUCUUCUAACACCAACAUAUCAGAAAUUUUAAGAUUGCUGAUCAAAGGCAUCGACGCCCAGACUUUUGCUAAUGUGCUGCACAUGAUCACCAAAGGAGAAAACACAAUGACUGAGAACAACGUGCUAGCUAUGUGGCGCGCAGCACACCACUUGAAGAUCGGCCGUCUAGUCGAACUGUGUGAACGUUACGUCAGUGCCCACGUGACAGAAGAGAACUAUUUAAAUAUUUACCAGCAUGCCAUCGCCUUAAAAUCAGAGACUGUCCAUGAAAGGAUUCUCUUACUGAUGAUCAGGAACUUUGACCGAUUUAUAAAGACUGAUACUUUCCUAAACUUAACUCCUAAGACUUUAAUAGAAAUCAUUACAAGUGGAGGUAUCAAGUCACAUGACAAUGUAAUUGCAGCCAUUUUUUAUUGGAUUUAUUAUACUAGGACAGAGCGACUUCAGAUCUGUGGCGAGUCGCCAAAGGAGGAAAACAAACCUAAAGAGAGUGCUGGCAAUGCUGAUUGGGACAUGGAAGUCACUUUUAACGAUAUAGAUCUUUUUUCUAACACAGAUAAUCAUCCCACAAAUAGAAAAGAGCUUCUGGGGAAACUGGUCAGCCUUGUCCAGUUUGACCUCGUCACCACGGCUGGACUCAGAAAGCUGCUGGACAAUGAUGAUGUGAUGGAGAACAGAGAUGCAAGGAACACUGUGAGGAGAGCCAUCUCCUCCCAGCUGGAAAAUGAGAAACUUUUAAAGCUGCAACUCAAUGCUGAAGAGAUGACACCCGAAGCCAUGAGUUUAUCUGGUCUUACAUUUGAAGAAAUUUGCUCUGAAGUCGCUUUGGCCUCCCCCAAAUUCCAGCUAGUAAUCUUGUUCAUAGACAGAAACCAUAGACUAUUUGCACUUAAUCUUUUGAACAACGAAAUCUGUCAGCUGGUAUUUGAUAUUAAAGGAGCAUACGAGAAUAUAUUUCUUUUAGACAGUAAGUUGCACCUCUUGGUAAAUCUGACAUUUUCCCAUCCAGAAUAUGAUCUACGGCAGUACCAGAUUUUAGACUGCCAGGAUACAACCCAAUUGAAGCAGAUUUACUGUGGGUCAAAGUAUAAAAUAAAAUUUACUAUCAAUGGCGGUUUUCAUUAUGGCUUCAUCACUGUCAACAGAACAUCUUUGAAGAUCAUUCGAGCGAAACGCAAUGACCCCUUACAAAUAAAUUGGACAGACUUUGAAGAGUAUUAUGAAAUUGGGGAAGUGACGUCACUAGUCAACUUUGAAAAUAAGAUUGUGGGGUUCUUCUCUAGCGAGGAGGGAGGCAAAGAAGCAACUAGAAUCUUCUCGUUCAAUACCACCAGUAGAACUUUUAACUUCACCGUAAGCCUGAAUGGGAGUGCCAAAAAUCUGGCCACUUUCACUUUCAAAAAGAGGCUGUUUGUCAUCCAAGGCUGUGGGACUUUAACAGAACUACUUAGACGGGAUGGAUUUCUGCAAGCUGACUCUCACCCGCCACUGUGGGACAUGCCAUUGGAAAUAUUUGGAGCAGUGGUGUUAAACAAAACAUUUUUAGUGAUGGCGCACCUUGACAAUGUCCAAAAUCUACCAACGACUUGCCAGUUUGGCCGCAUUAAGUUUGUUAACCUUACCAAUGGUGCCAACAUUUGCCUGUACUUACCUAUUCCCAGUCACUGGCUUCAAAAGAAUUCGAAUUGAUCCUCAACUUGUUUGCUCGCUUGAUUCAGGACUAGAAUUCCUAAAAUUUUGUUGUUAAAACCAAAGUACAUUUCAGUGUUACUUUUAGUGUCUUUUUGUAUUUUUGUCAAAGCAUUUUCAGCGAAACAAUUUUCAGUUUUGUUUUUUAUUUGACUUUUGUCUUGCCAUUGGAUUGUAUUUAGGUUCUGUUUAAAAUUGUAACUCCAUUUUAACAUGUCUUAGAUUUUUUAAAAUUCUUUUUUUUUUCUUUUUUUUUUCCCUCAUUCAAAUUUGCCUUUUUUUUCAAAAUGUUUUUUUAUCAUUUCGUUUCUUGCUCAUAGAUUUAUCAAUCAUUUGUAAUUGGAACUUGACUUUUUUUAAAUUUUGUAAUCACUUUUUUGUCUAAUCGGACUUUUUUUCUAAUCGGAAUUUUUUUCUAUUGGACUUUUUUUCUUUUGGACUUUUUUUCUUGUAAUCGUACUUUUUUUUGUAACCGUACUUUUUGUAAUCGGAUAUUUUCUUUUCUGCAAUAGCAUUAUUACUUACAGCAUUGGCCAAAAAUGUUUUAUUUUCUUAGCAAAAUCUUUUAUUCUUAAAAUUUAUUUCAAUCUUUUGAAACAAAACGAUCUUCUAAUUACUGCAAUCCAUCUGUUUAAUUAUUUUGUCCAACUUACGAUUGAGUCACUUCAUAGAAUAACAAACAUUUAACAUUUUGCAUGCCGUACCUUUGUCACUAAAAUGUACCCUAUGUUUAGUACUUAGAUCGAAAAAUUGAGAUAUUUUCUUGGUUUACGGUUUUAGCAUAAAGUUUUUCGUCCAAAAUGUAUAUAUACAAAGACAUGUACCUAGUUUUAGAAAUCAAAGUAAUACACACGAUCUAGAAUGCUUUUGGUGAGUUAAUGUAGUUAUGCUUUUUUUUUUUGUAUUUGAAAUGUGAUGUUUUGUUUGUAUGCAACACUGGAAUGUACGAGAAACUUUUGACAACUAGAAGGAAUAAAGAUUUUCUUCCUCUCGA